This is a messenger RNA of Enhydra lutris kenyoni (northern sea otter), 1794 nucleotides long. Its product is annotated as coiled-coil domain containing 17. The transcript has 13 exons. The coding region runs from base 16 to 1794 and encodes 592 amino acids. The record is from RefSeq and is a predicted model, not a curated record. NCBI's taxonomy places the organism in Eukaryota, Metazoa, Chordata, Mammalia, Carnivora, Mustelidae.
AAGGGGUCCCAUCCCAUGGCCUCCUAUUCUGGGGAGCCGGGGCUCCUGUCCUGUGGGUCCUGUGACAUGGUUUUCCGCUCCUGGACGCUGUUGGCCACCCACACUCAGCGUUUCUGCAUUGGCCGUCUGACCCGAGAGUUUUCUUCACCCCACGCCCUGUCCUGUCGCCAGGUAGUGCCACAAGAACACCAGGGCCUCCCAGACCAGGCCAGCAAAUUGGCUCUUAAGAAGCUAACAGAAGAGGAUAUGCGACCUUGGAUAACAGAGGUCCCCAGGGGAUUAGAAGGGCCCCGGAACCAGACCCAGGCGCAGACUCGAAGCACCCAUGAAGCUGCUGGAAGCCCCAGCGAGCGGCUUCGGGCGCUGCAGGGGACUCACGCAAAGCAGGUGGCGGAGACGGAGUCACAGAGCCGGGCCCUGGAGAGACGCAGUGAGGAACUGAGCCAACGCCUCCAAGGUUUGGCCCAGACCCGGGGCGGAAUAUCACGCCUUUUCGGUCUGGAGCGGGAGCUUCGAGAACUCCGGGCAGAAGCCGGGCGAACGCGGGGAGCUCUAGAAGUGCUAGGGGCGCAAGUUCAGCAGCUACAACCAGAGGCCGGGGCCCGGCUCAGCGCCCUGCGAGAGGCAGAACUCUGUUGUCCGGUGCUACGGGCCAACCCAGGGACUCUGGCUGCCGAGAUCGGGGCCCUGAGAGAGGCCUACGUUCGAGGCGGGGGCCGGAACCCCGGCGUUCUGGGCCAGAUCUGUCAGUUGCAGGUGGAGGCAUCAGCACUGGAGCUGCGGCGGUUGCGGACCCGCAGAGGAAAGGGGGCAGGUGCCGCCCUGGGGGAGCUUCUAGUAGUGGAAACCGAAAACCGGCGCUUGGAGGCAGAAAUCCUGGCCUUACAGAUGCAGAGGAGUGCAGGCCCUGCGUCCUGGGGGCCUACGGAGCCUCGAACUUUGGUGAAUCUCAGCCCAUGCCUGAGAAGGAGGGAAGAUCCCCCGCGCCUCCCGCCGCUCGUGGCUCCUCCGCUGCCGCCCCUUCCACACUCCACAGGCAUCCUAUUGAGUGGCACAGGAGAGGCCCUGCAGGUUCCUGGAACCAUGACCAAGAACCUAGGUCUGGAUCCAUACUUCCUUCUGCCCGCCUCUGACGUUCUGGGCCCUGCACCCUAUGACCCUGGGGCUGGGCUGGUCAUUUUCUAUGACUUCCUUCGGGGCCUUGAGGCCUCUUGGAUUUGGGUGCAACUAAUGACUGGCUUGACCCGAGAUGGACAGGACACAGGAGGAGCCACGGCAUUGCCCCCAGCCCUUUGCUUGCCCCCACCUCCAGCUCCUGGGCCCGUGGGCAAUUGUGCCAUCCUUGCCAGCAGGCAGCCUGUACCCAGGCUGCCACCUUCAGCAUCAGUAUCCCUGGUCUGUGAGCUACAGGCCUGGCAGGGGCUGGCAUGGACUAGGGAACCACAGCCAAAGGCUUGGGCCUCACUAGUGCUAUUUGACCGGGAGCAAAGGGUGUUAAGUGGCCGUUGGCGCCUUCCACUUCGGGCCCUUCCUCUGGACCCCAGCCUUAGCCUUGGGCAGCUGAAUGGGAUUCCCCAGGUAGGUCAGGCUGAGCUCUUUCUGCGACUGGUUAAUGCAAGAGACGCAGGUGUCCAGACACUGGCAGAGAUCAAUCCCGCAAGUGCCCAAGAGUACCAGUACCCACCUCCGAUGUCCAGCUCACCUUCACUGGAAGCAAGCUUCCUUGCCCCAAAAGCUGGCUUUGUUGACCCCCCUCCUCCUGAAGAGCCCCCUCAGCAGCAGAGUCAAGGAUAG